GCGGCCCCUGAACCAUCGUGUCGAAGAGCCGGGGUCAGUAGACGAAACAAAUUGUUAGCUGCCAGUAUUGACAGCUUUUCAGAUAUCUGUGUUUUGUCGACAUUUCUACAAGCAGCGUUUUCAUUGAUUUUAUAGAAUGCCUGUCCUAACCAUUUUUACUAAUGUGUCGCGUGACAAAAUACCAAGCGAUUCCAUCACGACAUUGACAAAACUAUUGGUGGAUCUCCUGCAGAAAGAUCAGAAGUAUAUAAGCAUUCACAUUAGACCAGAUGAGAUGAUGGGAUUCAAUGGUACAACCGAUUCAUGUGCCCAUGUAACACUGGUUUGUAUUGGCAAAAUUGGGCUAGAAGAAAACAAGGUUUAUAGCAAGGCAAUCAUGGAAUGGCUGAAUACCAGACUUGGAAUUGAUGCUACUCGGAUGUACAUUUCAUUCAUAUCACCAGAGAGAGAAAAUAUUGGUUAUAACUAUACUACAUUUGCAAAGUAACAGUGUACAACAAUGACUGAACAAACUAGCUGACUAGUAAGCUGCUGAAGUCACUUGCAAAUCUCUGUCAGAAAUCAUAUGAAAAUAAUGGGAUGUCACAGUGAAGCAUUCAUAAAGAGUUGAUACUAGUAAUUGACACUACAGCCAUGCAAGAAAUGAAUAAACAGAUUUGUUUUGUUUUUUGAAUGUCUCAGA
This is a messenger RNA of Saccoglossus kowalevskii, 682 nucleotides long. RefSeq names its product macrophage migration inhibitory factor-like. Lineage: Eukaryota; Metazoa; Hemichordata; Enteropneusta; Harrimaniidae. Gene Ontology annotation, molecular function: phenylpyruvate tautomerase activity; cytokine activity. The record is from RefSeq and is a predicted model, not a curated record.